CCCGAACUGCUCCUUCCCAAAGCCCCACAGAAAUCCAAAAAAACCACCGAAGUCUCUCUCUCUCUCUCUAGAAGAUUCUCAGGCCGGGAACUUCACCUACGUCGGCGGCGAACGGAGUUUCCGUCCACGUCAUUUACCGACUCGCCGGAAUGCUGACGUGACGUUCCCUUGCCGCUUCGCACUUCGCGAUCUCUGGCCGUAUCCGUGAAAACCCUAAGAAAAAGCGAACUUCUUCUUCUUCUUCUUUUUUUUUUUAACGUGGAGGACUUUUGAAGUUAUUCCAUGCUUUGUCUCUCAAAUCAGAAGCAAACUACGACUAUAAUAGCCUUAAUCGCAGAGACAAUAAAGGGUUGAGAGGAGUGGAAAUGGAGCUUGAAGAUUCAAUCUCAUAGCGUUCUUGCUUUGGAUCACUGUAUAGUCAUGCCUUUCCCCAUGAGAAUUCAACCGAUCAAUCUCAUCAACUCUCUGGAAGAGCCGGCUCGGUACGAACCGGUGAAGCCCGCGGCGAAAUCGAGGCUGAAACGCCUCUUCGAGCGGCAGUUCCUGAGGUUUUCGACGGUGGAGAAGAUCGCCGGCGUCGAGGAAAUAGCAGCGCAUUGCAAGAGGGAGAACUCCGGUGAUUUCGAGCCGAGUUCUGUUUGUUUGGAGAAUAUGGUGCAGAAUUUCAUUGAAGACGAAGAUAAAACGGUGAAAUGUAAUCGGAACAGAUGCAAUUGCUUCAACGGAAACUGUAGUGAUAGUUCGGAGGGUGAGUUGGACUCGUUUGGCGAUGCAUGUGAAAUUCUCAAGGAUUUGGUUACUUCUGCUAGUGCUUGUGAAAGAAAUCUACUGGCAGACAUUUCGAAAAUCGUUGAGAAAAACAAGAUCUCGAAGCGAAAGGACGAUAGUUGCAGGAAGAUCGUUAUAGAUGACCUCAUUGGUCUGGGAUACGCCGCGUCAAUCUGCAAAUCACGGUGGGAAAAAUCUCCCUCGCAUCCCGCCGGGGAGUACGACUAUGUGGAUGCGAUGGUGGAAGGAGAGAGAUUGAUAAUCGACAUAGAUUUCAGAUCAGAAUUCAAAAUCGCUCGGUCAACUAAAUCCUACGAAACCAUCCUACAGAUUUUACCCUGCAUAUUCGUUGGCAGAGCCGGUCGUCUCGAAAGAAUCAUCGCCCUCGUUUCAGAGGCUGCGAAGCAGAGUCUGAAGAAGAAAGGAAUGCACUUCCCACCGUGGAGGAAAGCCGAGUACGUCAAAGCCAAAUGGCUCUCCCCCUUCACACGAACCUCACCAACGCUCGAUACCACUUCCCCCAACUCCGAUCGCGAAACUGAAAAGGAAGAGCCUCUGAUUGCCACGAGCAAAGGGAGAGUCUUCUCUCCGGUUGAGACUGAUCAUGACGAGACUGUGUUUGCUUUAUCGGAGAGUUCUGGUGAAGAAGAGAUGGCGGCGGCGGUGAAGAAAUGGGAACCACCGGAGACAAUCAGACCUAAGAGUUCACAUACUGGAGUUAAGAUUGUUACUGGUUUGGCUUCAAUCAUCGAAGACAAACCUUGAAGUUUUGUUUUCCUUUCCUUUACCGUAUCAGAGAAUCAUAUACGCAUGCAGUGCCACUAUUAACUGUAACUUUUGGAUCGUUGGUCAUCCCUUCUCUUUUUUCUGUAAGGGUGUCAUCUACUAAUAUGAUCAAUAAAUCACUGAGAAUAGAUCAUAAUAAUAAAGUUUAGUUCUAUAA
Rhododendron vialii is the source of this 1711-nucleotide messenger RNA. RefSeq lists its product as uncharacterized. Lineage: Eukaryota; Viridiplantae; Streptophyta; Magnoliopsida; Ericales; Ericaceae. The record is from RefSeq and is a predicted model, not a curated record. The coding region runs from base 421 to 1533 and encodes 370 amino acids. The transcript has 4 exons.